This is a messenger RNA of Gaeumannomyces tritici R3-111a-1, 393 nucleotides long. RefSeq lists its product as hypothetical. Lineage: Eukaryota; Fungi; Ascomycota; Sordariomycetes; Magnaporthales; Magnaporthaceae. The record is from RefSeq and is a predicted model, not a curated record. The transcript has a single exon. Bases 1 to 393 code for a protein of 130 amino acids.
AUGGGCAAGCCACAAGGAUCGGCAAUGCAAAUGAGGUUCGAGAGGUUAUGGGCCUGUAUCGCCACACAAAACAAGGCGCCAACCGCGAAGCGCUUGCAAUCCUUCCGUGCAAAGUCGUCGCGGAGCUCGCAGCCAAGCCUGGCCUCGGCCUCGGCCAGGACGACCCUACGGCGGCUGUCCGGGCUGGCCCAGAAACCCAAUCGAACCGGACGGACGAAUUGUAAGCGUACUGAACCGGGUGAGGGGGAGGGGACAUUGAUUAGCGACAAAUAUGUUGGCCCCGACAUCCCUCCCUCUACGGACACGCCGUCGCGUCAUCGGGUGGCCGCCAUUAUAGCCUGGUCCGGCCACAUCUCGAGCGCCAUCUCGCUGCCCCCCAGGCUCGCCGGGUAG